Molecule: messenger RNA, 904 nt
Organism: Sinocyclocheilus anshuiensis
Lineage: Eukaryota; Metazoa; Chordata; Actinopteri; Cypriniformes; Cyprinidae
Gene: caln2
Product: calneuron 2
Exons: 6
Coding region: 235-891 (218 amino acids)
Cellular component (GO): trans-Golgi network membrane
Molecular function (GO): calcium ion binding
Source: RefSeq, a predicted model, not a curated record
GAUCGUCAAAAAACUCUGCUGCGGUGGCAAUUGGGCUGUCACAUGCCAACGGGACCGAGAGGACAUAACUGGGGCAACUGAAAAUGUCAUUGUUUUUCUUCUGAAUUAGUCUGUUCAGCAUACUACAUAUGAGACCAACAACCAUAACUCUAACCGAGAAAAUUUCACAACACUGGCUUUAUAAACGCCCUGAGACUUUGCGAAUUAAGAACAGAGUCUUUGAGGAGGGUGAAGAUGCCUUUUCACCAUGUGAGAGCAGGGCUGCUCUACACAGACAACUACCUGAGCACCUCUCUCUCCGAAACUAGUGAAGAACAGCUUGCCAACAUCUCCACAGAGGAGCUUGGCGAGAUUCGAGAGGCGUUCCGAGUUCUAGAUAGGGAUGGGAACGGAUUCAUCUCGAAGCAGGAGCUGGGUAUGGCCAUGCGCUCUCUGGGGUACAUGCCCAGUGAGGUGGAGCUGGCUAUUAUCAUGCAGAGACUGGACAUGGACGGUGAUGGACAGGUGGACUUUGAUGAAUUUAUGACAAUAUUGGGACCUAAACUUGUUUCUUCUGAAACCAGAGAGGGCUUCUUAGGAAGUACAAUAGACAGCAUUUUCUGGCAGUUUGACAUGCAACAGAUGUCCCUGGAGGAGCUCAAACACGUCCUGUUCCACACCUUCAGAGACCAUCUCACCAUGAAGGACAUCGAGAAUAUUAUCGUCACUGAGGAAGAGAGCUUGAAGGAGAACUCAGGAAACUGCCAGACCGAAUUUCAGGGAGUGCAUUCGAAAAAGAAGAAUCGCCAGACGUGUGUCCGCAAGAGCCUCAUCUGUGCUUUUGCAAUGGCCUUCAUCAUCAGCGUCAUGCUCAUCGCAGCCAAUCAGAUGUUGCGGAAUGGCAUGGAGUAGCCCCGCCCACUGU